AAGGGACUCUGGUGCUCAGAGGCACUACAGCUUUAGUCCACAGGGACCACCAGAACCACCACUAAAUAAAAGUUCUUUUUGUUAGACAACUUCAAUUAAGUGAUGAAAACAGAUGCACCAAGAUGAUUGAGUGUGGAAGUCUUGAUCCUGGAAAUACUAAGAUAUGUAAAUGGAGACUUCGUGUCUUAUUAGAAAGUGAAAUCAAAUUAUUAAAAGAUUAAAAUGAGUUAAUGUCCCUUGACUUUGAAUUACAGCAAAGACAUUGCUGAAUUUUACUCAAGUAAAAGAUCUGAAAACCUACAUGAACAGGAAGUUGUCUGCACUAGGAUCCCCAUAAACUCACCAAUGAGUUCACAACCACAGUUUAUAGACGUUGUCUCUCAUCAUUUAAAGCCUGGGGCGCCCUCGCGUGGCGGCAGUCGGGUGUCAUGGUUUCCUCCGGCAGCAGUGUGCGAUGUAACUGAGGCAGUAAAACACAGUAAAACACAGUAAAACACGUUAAUUGGAGACAGCUGUGGAAUCUGCGCAGUGAUGCACGGGAGGAGCCACGUGAAGCUGCGUUCAAGUGUUGUUGGGUAAAUCAGAACACAGGCCAAAAUAAAGUUCUGAGAAAUGAUAGCAGAUGGAUGAGUCUCUCAUCACUGUUUCUUUUCUGUGUGUGCACAUUUUAAGUGUGUUUAACAGAAAAUAUAAUGAACCUCUUCCUGCUUUAUUGAAAUGCUAUUUCCAAACUUUAUUAUUAAUAUUAUAAAUAUGUCCGUUAAGAUGCUGAGUGGUGGAGGAAGGCAACUAAGUGCAUUUACUCGAGUUCUGCGCUUAAGUCGUACAAUGUGAGGUACUUGUACUUUACUUGAGUAUUUUCAGAUGGAAAUAUUGUACUUUUUACUGACUUAAUUUACCUGACAGCUGGAGUUACUUUUACUUUAUAGUUUACUUUAAUAAAAACUCAUUGUUAAAGAUGAAACCAGUGACCCUUGACCUUUCUCGUGAGCAAUGUUUAAUCUAAACUUCAUGCAAAGAUGAAAAAAAUAAUUUUUUUAAAUCAAUAAAAUAAAGAUAGGCAGAACUCUGUUUUUCUUCUUUUAUCUUCAUCAUGUCAACUUUGAGGGAGAAGAGAAAACACCAGAUUACACAUCCACACCUCAGUGAUUCAUCAGUUCAAUCAGUCUACAGGACUUAGACUUAGAACAAAACACACACACACACACACACACACACACACGUCUAUAUGACCUCAUCUAAAGUUAUGAAACGAGACAAAACAUAUUAAUUUCAUAACAGCAGUGAAAUAAAAGAAGUGUCUUUAAACCCCCUCAGCUGCCUCUUUAAGCCUCCGUGUUACUGGGAGGAGUUAACGGUACUGGUUCCAGCUGCUCCCUCCAGGUCGGAUCACAACAGCCGGGCUGCAGACGGAGGACAGUCUCAGUGUGUGUGUGUGUGUGUGUGUGUGUGUGUGAUGAAUGAAAACAAGGUCCCGGAUGAUGGGACUUUGUCGCUGUCUCGACCAUGAAAUCAGUGGAUGCGGAGGAGCUCAGACGAGCAGCGACGCGAUGCAACUUUUCCUCGAGUUUGGAGGAGCUGCGAUGAGGAGGAGAGCCUGAAGCUGCUUCCAGCGGGACACACCAGAGGUGCGCUGCCUGUCCUCCUGUAGUCACGAUAGUCUGUGGAAGAGCUGCACGUAGAGCAUGCACAGGCAACGACUUCUGCAGGGGAAGUAACGGAGCAAAGGAAAAGGUGGCCGUCAUGUCCCUGUGGAUGAUCCUUCCCAUCAGCCUGCCCGUCUUCACCAUCACUGGGAUCUGGGUCGUAUACGCGAUGUCCCUGUACAACCAGCAUGUCUGCCCUGUGCAUAACUGGCUUUAUAAUGAGUCAUGUGAGGAGCAGCUUCCACUACAGAGGGGUCCGGUUCUGUGCUGCACCCUGGACAACAUACCGCUCAUCAGUAAAUGUGGAACCCUGCCACCUGAAAGCUGCUUUUUCAGCCUCAUCUGCAGCACUGGGUCCUUUAUGGUGAUGCUGAUCGGUCUGCUGCGUUACGCUCAUGUCAUAGAGAAACACCAGAACUGUGUCCUCAACACCGCCGGCCUCUCCGCGGCUUGGAUCUGUGCCGCCGGCCUCAUCAUGGUGGGAAACUUCCAGGUGGAUUUCGCCAAAGUCCUCCACUAUGUCGGAGCCGGCGUGGCCUUCCCCUCCAGCAUGCUGUUUGUGUGUCUUCAGUCGGCUCUGACCUACAGGCUGGCCAAGACCCAAGAGGAGUACCGAGUGGGUCACCUCCGUGUGGGGAUGGCCCUGCUGGCUCUGGUCGCCCUGGUGCUCAGCGGAGUUUUCUUUUGCCAGGAGAGCUUCGCCCUGCAGCACGCCUCCGCCAUCUUCGAAUGGAUCUACUGCAUGCUCAUCAUGCUCUUCUACGGGACGUUUGCCUUCGAGUUUGGGGGCAUGUCGGGCGACACGCUGAUGGUUCUGUCCAGAGGAGGACGAGGAGGACGAGGAGGACAAGGAGGAGAAGUGCUGCAGAGCUUCUCCACCUCCGGACGCAAGAUGGAGGUGGGCGGCGGCUCCAACCACCACCAGCCGGACAACUUAUCGAUGCUGUAAUCAAGCUGCAGACGUCCAUGGAGGUCAAUGGGCGACGCCAGUGGAGUGGAGAGCCUGGACGCUGCAUCCUGCGUCUCCUCUCGCUCACUGCUGCACACGGACACGGUGCCAAAGCUGCUCUGCUCAGCAGUGACCAAAGACUAAAGGACCUUCAUCCUGCUGUGCUGAAGUGCAGUGCACAAUAUUGCAAGUGCCUUUCUGAACACUGAAAGAGAUGCACGCACAUGCACGCGCACACACACACACACACACACACACACACACACACACACACACACACACACACACACACACACUUCGCUGUUUGUUUGAAUCCUCUCAGUGUAACGAUCACUCUUGCAUUCCUGGCCUUUGAUCAGACUGAGCGUCCUGAAGGGGCCUCAGAUGCAGCGGCGUCCGUUAGUUUGAAUGUUCAGACGUUCAGACAUCGAGCGCUGUUGGUUUUUUUCACUCAGGAAAUUUUGUUACAUAACCAGCUGUUUGCUCUUUACAUCACUAAAGUAAGGUGAAGAUUUACAAAUAUGUCCUUAUGUUGAACAGUUGUUAUGAAACAGAAACAGUUUGUGCAACUCUUAAUGGCAACAUUGCCAUAAAUGCCCCCCCCCCCCCCCAAAGAAUCUAAAAAUAACACAAAGAAUCUCAA
This is a messenger RNA of Anarrhichthys ocellatus (wolf-eel), 3238 nucleotides long. RefSeq names its product transmembrane protein 150A-like. The record is from RefSeq and is a predicted model, not a curated record. NCBI's taxonomy places the organism in Eukaryota, Metazoa, Chordata, Actinopteri, Perciformes, Anarhichadidae. The coding region runs from base 1744 to 2595 and encodes 283 amino acids. The transcript has 8 exons.